Molecule: messenger RNA, 2561 nt
Organism: Hyla sarda
Lineage: Eukaryota; Metazoa; Chordata; Amphibia; Anura; Hylidae
Gene: PLTP
Product: phospholipid transfer protein
Exons: 18
Coding region: 556-2046 (496 amino acids)
Biological process (GO): ceramide transport; phospholipid transport; high-density lipoprotein particle remodeling
Molecular function (GO): phosphatidic acid binding; phosphatidylglycerol binding; phosphatidylcholine binding
Source: RefSeq, a predicted model, not a curated record
AGGGGGAGAUUUAUCGAAAUGUGCUGAGGAAAAAUGGAGUAGUUGCCCAUAGCAACCAGAUAGGUGAGUAUCCCUAUAGUGUGUCCUUGAGUCAAUGUAAGUGGCAGUGCUGUGGCUGCAAGCCCGGCCAGUCCCUUCUAUAGCCACCCUGUAUGUGUUCCGGUGUCACCUUCAAGUACCGUACAUCAGUAACGAAAAAAUUCUGAUCGUACAAUUUUACUAAAACUAUAGUGAAAAAAAGUGGGCGGGCAAUGCAUUUUCGAUUUCGGUUUUCGGGCAAGCGCAGCCUAAAUUUUCCGGUUUCAGACCAAAAUUUCCCUUUCGGUGCGUCCCUAGUUUUCAUCAUACUCGUUUUCUUACAAAAAGGAUUAUUGGGACUGACUUACUUGGCGCUACUACAACAUUAAAUCCAGGGGAUCAGGACCAAAAAAAAGAACGCCAAAGGAAUCAGCGGAAUUAGCAAAAUCCUCAUAAUACCUCAAGAAUUCCAGCAAUUCUGUCUAAAUAUGGCUGAAGGACAGACACAGCGGGAUCGAUUUCAGGUUGUAAGGAAUCAUGGCAGUAUCUUUGUACCUCCUUUUACUUGUCCUACCAUUCGUAUUGUCAAAGUCAUCUACAAACCCAGGCUGCAGAAUACGGAUCACUUCUAAAGGUCUACAGUUUGUGAAACAUGAGGGACUGAAGUUUGUGGAACAGGAGCUGGAGAACAUCACAAUUCCAGAUCUGAAUGGAAGCGAGGGGAGAUUCACCUACAGUAUAAACAAUGUCCGUGUCACACACCUUCAGCUGUCCCAGUCCGAGUUGUGGUUUCAGCCAAAUAAACAACUGGUGUUAGACAUUAAUAAUGCGUCUAUCAGCCUCAAUUUCCAGAGGAAACUUCUCUACUGGCUCUUCUAUGAUGUGGGGACGAUCAAUGCCUCAGCAGAGGGAGUGCACAUUAAGACGGACUUGGAUCUCACUAAAGAUUCAAAAGGACGUUUGAAGAUUUCCAAUAUGACAUGUAAUGCAUCCAUCAACAGAAUGCAUGCCGGAUUCAGUGGGACACUCAAGAGGGUGUAUGACUUCCUUGGUUCCUUCAUAACAACAGGAAUGAGAUUUCUACUAAACCAACAGAUUUGUCCGGCACUAAGGCAUGCUGGGAUGGUACUACUAAAUUCCCUGCUCAACACUGUGCCCGUAAAGAAUCCAGUGGAUGAUUACAUAGGCAUUGACUAUUCUCUCCUGAGUGAUCCCGAUGUGUCAGAAGACAGUUUAGAUAUGGAUUUUAGGGGUAUGUUCUACUCAUUAGAUUCUGAGAACGACACCAUCCCCAACACAUCCCCGGCCCUUUACAUAAAGCAGAAGGAACGCAUGGUCUACAUCGCCCUUUCCGAGUAUUUUUUUGAUUCAGCAAUGUACGCGUAUUAUCAGUCGAACGUGCUCAGUUUGGACAUUUCGAAUGAACAGAUGCCUAAAGACUUGGAAGUCUUGCUGAGGACAUCAUACUUUGGAAGUCUAAUGCUUCUGGAUCCAGCCGUGGCAGAGGCACCUAUGAAACUGGAGCUACGUGUUUCUACCCCUCCGCGGUUUACCAUAAAGCCGACAGGAACCAGUGUUUCAGUAAACGCCAUUCUGAACAUCUACCUGAUUCCAGAAGACCAGCCCCCUGUGCAGCUAAGCAGCAUGACCAUGGAAUCACGUCUCAGUGCUAGGGUGACUCUGAAGAAGACUACUUUAACGGUUCAGCUGGACCUUAAGAGGUUCAGAAUAUACUCCAACAAGUCAGCGCUGGAGUCUUUGGCGCUCAUUCCCUUACAAGGCCCCUUAAAAACCCUUCUACAGUUGACAGUGAUGCCUGUCCUUAAUGACAGAACAAAGCGAGGUGUCAGCAUCCCCCUUCCAGAGGGUUUGGAUUUUACUCGAGAGACAACUACUCACCAUGCUGGUUUUAUUCUCAUUGGUGGUGAUUUACACUUCUCCGUGAGUCUCCGGGACGUCAUUAAUAAAUACCGUCCUGACCCAACUGCCCCAGCAGAGACAACCCAAGGGACCAAUGAAGCUAUCUGAGAUCCAGAAUAUUGUGACCUUCCUUGAUGGCUACAAGAGGUUCAUCUAAGAGAUAGUUCUGUGUGAGCUUAUCACAAAUCUAAGGUGUCUCUAAUUCAAGGACAUCCCAAAAAACUCCAAAUCCAAACCAGUGCAUAGAGGGCGUUCCAAUGGAUGUGGAUAGGCAUCAGUCGUAACUGGUGUGAGGGCAUUAGCUUCCAGAGAAACCUAUGUAUCAUGAUCAAGUAGAAACUGAUAACAGAGAACCAUUUAUUGCUACCACCCUAGAGACUAUUUAACAUUUCUAAAAGGAUUACCUGAGGAAUUAACCAUCGCCGAGCAAACAGAACACUAACAAUCUUAGACUAACAGGUAAUAUACAGAGUAUAGAACAGUCUGGUAUGAGUUGUGUAGCUUUGACUUGGGAAGAAAGUUUACAAGGGCUCACUGAAGCGACUGAAUAUGUCAAAACUUUUGCAAACUUGUCUUCUGGCACCAUGUGAACUGUAUGAAAAAAUAAAGAAAUAUUCAGGAUU